UUACAAAACAGAUUAAUAUGUAAAGAAUUUAUAUAUGUUCAUAAGACAAGUGUUGUAAUUUAUUAUUCUAUUGAAAAUAAAAUUUAAAAAUUAUAUAAUAUAAUUUAGUUUAUAUAUAUAAUUUAUAUAAUUUAAACGAUAAUUUAAAUAUAAUUAUUCUCUUUAAAAGUUUCAAAUAUUUAUUUUAUAGAAUAAUUAUAGAAAAUUUACGUAAUGAGUUACAUGCUAUGAAUUGAAAUAAAUUUUUUAAAUAAAAAAUUCUGAAAAAUUAAAAUUAAUUCAUAUUUAUAAAAUUUAAAAAAUAAAAUUUUAAAAAGUAUUUUAUACAAUGUUGCAUUAAAUAAAUAUUCAAUAUUAAAUUAAAUUUAUUUCAAUUAAUAGAUUAAUUUUGAUUAAUUAUAGCAUUUGAUAUAAAAAAUAAUAUGAAUUGUAUUUUGUUGACACGUGUAUAUAAUUCUUCAUUUACAAUACAAAGAAGUGCAAAUUUAAUUAGAAAUGAAUUUUUGGAUUAUUUUAAAAAAGAUUUGGAGCAUACUUUUAUUCGGUCAAGUCCUGUUAUAUCAUUUAAUGAUCAUACAAUUGCAUUUGUUAAUGCUGGCAUGAAUCAAUUUAAAGGGAUAUUUUUAGAUUAUUAUAAUUCACCUGUAACAAAAGUUACAAAUUCCCAAAAAUGUAUAAGAAUUAGUGGAAAACAUAAUGAUUUAAAUAUAGUUGGAAAUGAUAGUUAUCAUCAUACAUUUUUUGAAAUGUUAGGAAAUUGGUCUUUUGGAAGUUAUUUUAAAGAAGAAGCUUGUCGUUAUGCUUGGAAUUUAUUAACAAAACAUUAUGGUAUUAAGGAGGAAUUUUUAUAUGUAACAUAUUUUAAUGGAGAUGAAAAAUUAGAAUUGAAGCCUGAUUUAGAAUGUAAAGAAAUUUGGUUAAGUAUCGGAGUUAAGAAAGAUAAAAUUUUACCAUUUGGAUUACAAGAGAAUUUUUGGGAAAUGGGUAUUUCAGGACCAUGUGGACCAUGUACUGAAAUACAUGUAGAUCAUACAAAACAAUUGAAAAAUCGAUGUAUGCAAAUUAACAAAGGAUACAGAGAUCUCACAGAAUUGUGGAAUAUAGUUUUUAUACAAUAUGAACGAUUGCCAAGUGGUGCAAUAAUACCUCUAUCGAAACAUUAUGUUGAUACAGGCAUGGGAUUUGAAAGAUUAGUUGCAGUAUUACAAGGGAAACAAUCCAAUUAUGAUACAGAUAUUUUUCAACCAUUUUUUAAAGCUAUUCAAAAAUACACAAAAGCACCAGAAUAUAAAGGUACAUUUUAUAAUGAUAAUUCUCUUGAUAGUGGAUAUAGAAUUUUGGCAGACCACAGCAGAAUGAUUACUGUAUCAUUAGCAGAUGGAGUAAUACCAGAACAAAGCAAUAAACUUAAAAAAAUAAUAAGAAAAUCAAUUGAUGUAGGUGAAAAAGUAUUUAAAAAAGAGAGAAUACUUUCUGAAUUAUCUUACAUUGUUGUAGAAACUUUAGGUAAUAUUUAUCCAGAAUUGCAAAACAAUAUAAAAAAGAUACAAAAGAUAAUAGAACAUGAAGAAGAAUUAUAUAGGAGAUUAAAAGACACUUCUGAUAAACAAUGGAUAAAACUUAUUAAAACAUAUCCUCAAUUGAAGUCAAUUACUGAAUGGUUAUCUCCUGGUCUUGGAGAUGGAUAUAAAUAUCUUCAAAAGAUACUUAAUGAUUUAAAAAUAACUAAAGUAUUACCAGGAAGUGUUUCCUUUAAAUUAUAUGAUACAUAUGGAUUAAAUAUAGAAACGAUAAAAGAAUUGGCGGAAAUCGAAUGUUUAUAUUUUGAUGAAGUAGCUUUUUAUAAAGAAUUAGAGAAUUUAAAGAAUCGAUCAAGAAUUGGUCUUGAAAAAAGUAAUGUAACAGAUAUUAAAAAAUCGUUAGAAAUACUUGAAAAAAAUCAUGUACCUAAAACUGAUGACAGUUUUAAAUAUAAAUAUGUUUUUAAUGGAAAUAGUUAUGAGUUUCCUAAAAUUGAAAGUAAAAUUCUGGCAUUAAUUAUAAAUGAUAAUAUAAUAUUAAACAAAAUGAAUGAAAGUACAAUCAAAGAUAUAUGUUCAAUAACUAUUAAUAACAAAAUUACAAAUUAUAAUACAGAAUCAAAUAAAGAUGAAAUAGGAAUUAUAUUGGAUAAAACAGUUUGUUAUUCAGUAGAAGAUGGUCAGAUAUCAGAUAAAGGUUUUAUUUAUAUACAAAAUUUGAUUUUUAAUAUAAAUAAUGUGAAGAAAAUGAAUGGAUAUAUAAUACAUUAUGGAAAAUUUUCACAUUUUGAUUUAAGAAAAGACCUUGAGAAAUUAAAAAUAGGAGAUAAUUGUUUAGUCUCUAUUGAACCCAAAUUUCGUAUAGAAAUAAUGCAGCAUCAUACUGCAACACAUUUAUUACAUGCAGUAAUACAAAAAAUUAUGCAAGCAGUUUAUUUGCGUAAUUCUAUUGUUCUCCCAUAUGGUUUAAAGUGUCAAUUUAAUUCAUUUGGAGAAAAACUUUCUUUUAAACAAUUGAAAGAAAUUGAAGAAUUUAUAAAUACUAUUAUAAUAGCUAAUGUUCCAGUUACUACAAAAGUAUUAAAUGCCAUGGAAUUAUUAGCAGAAAAUUCUGUAAGAUUAAUACCAGGAAAGAUUUAUCCUUAUAGAGAUAUUAGAGUUAUAGAGAUUAAUUUCUCUGAUUUGAAAUCAAAAGAAACAUGUUGUGGUACACACAUUCUGAAAACAGCAGAACUAGAAUAUUUUUGUUUUCUUAAUUAUUCCUCAAAAGGAGCAUCAAAUUUUAUUCUUAAAGCAAUUGUAGGAUCACUUGCAAAAACUGCUAAAAUGGCAGGUAAAAAUAUGCAAUAUAAAGUUUUGGAUUUAGAAAAUAAAUUGAAAAAUGGAAAAAUUACAUAUGAAACAUUUAAAACAAUUAGUAAAGAGAUAGAGAAUGAAUUAAAAAAUGUGAUAGAUAUACCAAUACCAUAUCUUAUUAAAGAAGAAUGUUUAACAAAAUUAAAAGAUUUAAAUAAAAUUAUCCAUAUACAAAAAAAAGAAUCAAAAAAUAAGUAUUAUAAUAUUUCAAAGAAUAAAAAAGUGGAUUGAGACUUUUGAAUAUGAUCUAUAUAAACAGG
Messenger RNA from Apis florea (little honeybee), 3136 nucleotides. It is a transcript of the gene AlaRS-m, whose product is annotated as alanine--tRNA ligase, mitochondrial. Gene Ontology annotation, biological process: alanyl-tRNA aminoacylation. Gene Ontology annotation, molecular function: ATP binding; nucleic acid binding; alanine-tRNA ligase activity. The record is from RefSeq and is a predicted model, not a curated record. Lineage: Eukaryota; Metazoa; Arthropoda; Insecta; Hymenoptera; Apidae. Gene Ontology annotation, cellular component: mitochondrion; cytoplasm.